This is a messenger RNA of Talpa occidentalis (Iberian mole), 528 nucleotides long. Its product is annotated as sperm-associated antigen 11A. The record is from RefSeq and is a predicted model, not a curated record. Lineage: Eukaryota; Metazoa; Chordata; Mammalia; Eulipotyphla; Talpidae. The transcript is spliced from 2 exons. The coding region runs from base 140 to 493 and encodes 117 amino acids.
UACUCGGCAGACCAGAGGAACACGCGCCGUCCUGGUCUGGGCGCCCCACACCGCUAAGUGCCUGGCCCUGGCCCCGGGCUCCCCGCUGCGCCUCGAUCUGCUCUUCUGCAAGGAGGCCGAGAGCCAGCGGCCUGGAAUCAUGCGGCUUCUCCUCCGGCCCCCUCUUCUCUUCUGUUUGCUGCAAAUGAGCUCAGGGGACGUGCCGCCUGGCAUCAAGGACGACAUCUGCCUCCUGCAUCACGGGAACUGCCGGCUGUUUUUCUGCCACUCGGAUGAGAAGAAGACUGAGAUCUGCUCGGAGCCCUGGAACAGGAGCUGCGUGCCCCUCGGGGGCCGGAGGAGGACAGCAGCGAGCCAGAGGCCAGUGGUGCUGCCCAGGCCUGAGUGCCAGCUUCUGGGGGCAGGAGACGUGGGCCGGGGGCACGGGCGGCACACUCAGUCCUCAAUACAUUCACUGGGUGAGCCCAGCCCCGGGGAGCCUGCUGCUUUCUGACAAUGUGCUUUGCCUUUUUCUGUUUUUUAAAGAGA